Messenger RNA from Lactuca saligna, 558 nucleotides. The record is from the annotation of a GenBank genome assembly. NCBI's taxonomy places the organism in Eukaryota, Viridiplantae, Streptophyta, Magnoliopsida, Asterales, Asteraceae.
AUGUAUGUUGGAACAACAGAAAUCCAAAGUUCAUUAAGUGGAAGACCACAUAAUGAUGAUUCUGACACCAAGGAUUCCAAUCACAAAGAUUGCUCUAGGAAAAAAAAGAGUAACAGUAGUAGCAUUGUUAAAUGGAAGCAGCAAGUGAAAGUGAGCCUGGAGAUAGGACUUGAAGUGCCUCCAAAUGAUGGUUAUAUGUGGAGGAAAUACGGGCAAAAGGAAAUUCUUAAUGCUAAAUACCCCAGAGAAUAUUAUAGAUGCACAUACCGAAACACACACGGUUGUUGUGCAACUAAACAAGUUCAAAGAUCAAGUGAUGACUCAUCAAUUUUUGAAAUUACUUAUCUUGGAAAACACACGUGUCCCAAAAUAUCAAAAACCAAUCAUCCUUCAUCGACAACCGAAUCCGGUUAUGGCCUUAUAAAUUUCUCAAAUACAUCAAAAACGGUAUCUACAACUUCAAGAACCAGCGAUCCGUCUGCAACACAAUCAUCUUCUUCGAUCACACGGAAUUCUUUUGAACUUUCGAAUUGGCCUCAGAAUCAUCAUCAGUACUGA